AAAUUUUUCAGAACCUUUCUCUCUCUCUAGCUUUUUCUCUCUCCCACUAUCCAUUAGUAUUAUAUAUUAUAAUAACAUCCAACAAAGUUCUCCAAACAGAUCAAAUUUCCCAAAGAAAAAUAGAACUAAAAACGCGUCCCCUCAGUUUACCCAAGAAAUUGAGGCCGCCCAGAGAUUCUGCAGAUACAAAAACACGGCCUCCGUUUGCAAUUCAGCUUCCAGAAGCAUCUGAAAACGAGGAAGUCAUACACUCCCACAACGCAUAACUGCCGAAUUAGCACUGGCUGCUCGUAGACGCAUUCUUCUUCUUCUUCUUCGUUCGUCAACUACUCAAGCUCCUGCUUCGUUAUUCUUCAUUUUCUCUCUAUUUCUCUGUUCUUAGUUUUUUGCUUAGCAGAUGAGGCACAGUUCCAGGAAUCAACCUCAGAGAACAUGGGCUGAAAUAUGUUGUUUCGGUUGCUCCUGCCUACAGCUUUUCUGGCCGAGAGUGGUACUGCGCAAAUGGCUCAAUAUCAGCGCCAAAGAGUCGGAUUACAGCGCCGACACCGAAGACGACGAGGAUGUUAAUUCUUCUGAUUCUGAAACAGAAGAAUGUCAUAGGGGAAGAGAAUCACGCUUUAAGGUAGACAACGGAGAUGAACCACUGGUUGAUUCUAAUGAUGUACUGCCGAGGCUGAGAAGAAGAAAUUCAGAAACAUUUAGGACACAAUACAUAAACACGAAAGAACUCAGAAUAUGUGUGGGGACUUGGAAUGUUGGAGGAAAACUACCUCCCGAAGAUCUAGAUAUUGAUGGAUGGAUAGACACCAGCGAGCCAGCUGAUAUCUAUGUCCUUGGUCUCCAGGAGAUUGUACCAUUAAAUGCUGGAAAUAUAUUUGGCGCUGAAGAUAGUCGCCCAGUUGCAAGGUGGGAAGACAUUAUCCGUGAAACAUUGAAUAGGGUUAGACCUGCUACAACCAAGAUUAAAUGCUUUAGUGAUCCACCAUCUCCGUCAAAGUUUAAGCCAUCUGACGACAUCCCAGAUUUAGAGGAGGAAAUUCUGCAUGAAAGUGAUAGUGACAUUGGUGAGGAAGUGCAUCCAUGUGAUGAAGAGUUCUUUGACAAGGAAAAUCAAGAUGGACAAGUAGCUGAUAGGAAUCUGUGCUUGAACAACCCAGUUUCAGAACUUUCUGCAAAUACCAAAUCAGGGAUACCCGUCGAACAGGAUUUAGUGAGACAAUACUCUUCUCCAAAGAGAUUGGACCGACUAAAUUGCUUACGGACUGAAGAUAGCUCAGAGAAUGAUGGGUCCGUCUUACAACAGAACAGAAGAUUAACUAAAAUGCUUAGUGGCUCAGAAAGGAUUGGUUUAUGUUGGCCCGAGCCUCCACUACAUUUACUACCCCAUAAUGUUUUAGAGAGACCUAACUCAUUCAAAUCAAUAAGAUCAUUUAAAGCAUCCAAGUCCUUUGCGACAUAUAAUUCUUUCAAGUCAACCAUAAAUGAAAUGCCAUCAGGGGUGGCUUUGCUAGGAGAAAUUGAUCUUGAGUCUCUCCUAAAACGAAAGAGAAGAUCAUCAUAUGUUAGAAUAGUAAGUAAACAAAUGGUUGGCAUUUUCCUCACAAUAUGGGUUCGUAGGAGUUUGCGAAGGCACAUUCAGAAUGUAAAUGUCUCUACUGUUGGUGUUGGUGUAAUGGGCUAUAUCGGUAACAAGGGAUCCAUAUCUGUCAGCAUGUCCGUAUAUCAGACCCUAUUUUGCUUUAUAUGCACUCACCUGACUUCAGGUGAAAAGGAGGGAGAUGAACUUAAAAGAAAUGCUGAUGUGAGCGAAAUACAUCGAAGAACUCAAUUCCAUUCACUUAAUGGUAUUGGGUUUCCUAAAAUUAUCCACGACCAUGAGCGGAUAAUAUGGUUGGGUGAUUUAAAUUACCGCAUCAACUUGUCUUAUGAGAAGACAAGAGAGCUUAUCUCUAGAAAAGAGUGGUCCAAAUUGGCUGAGAGUGAUCAGUUAUCGCGGGAAUUUAAGAAGGGUCGUGCAUUUGAUGGAUGGACCGAGGGAAACCUAAGUUUUCCGCCAACUUAUAAAUACGAGAACAAUUCCGAAAAGUAUUACGGUGAAGAUCCAAAAGUUGGAAGGCGUACUCCAGCAUGGUGUGACCGCAUACUUUCAUAUGGCAAGGGGUUGAAACUGUGCAGUUAUAGAAGGACUGAGAUUAAAUUUUCUGACCAUAGACCAGUGACAGCCACCUACACGGCCGAGGUCGAGGUCUUCUGUCCCCGUAAGCUACAGCGAGCUCUAACAUUUACAGAUGCAGAGAUCGAAAAUACAGAUGCAGCAAUCAAUGGAUUCUGAUUUUUGACGCGUUGCUUAAACUUAGCUUCGGUGAGCAUUUAUCUGAUCUUUCAUACGCCUCGGAACGAUUAUGGAGAUCAUGUAUGGGGAUUCUUUUAGCAAUUAACAAAGAUAAUGUGGAGUGAGCUUUGUGGUGCAGCAAGCAAUGCAAGGUAAAUAAUCUAAAGAUGGAGCUCAAUCUUUUAUAAAACCAAGAUUUAACUAACAAGGUUGUGUUUGGACUUGGUUGAUGUUUUGUAUUUUAACCUUCAUUCUUUGGAUCACAUUAUAUUCUUUGUGUUAGCUAGAGAUGUGAAUUGCAGUUGUUGUGUACAUGAGUUAGCUGGUAGGGUUUCAUUUUCAAAUUAAAUAAAUAGGAAUGUACUACUCUUACUCUUAGUUUGUUUCUACUGGCAGAGGUUUGUAUAGCUUUGCAUUGUACAGCAAUAAAGUUUUAAUGUUUUGGGA
Momordica charantia (bitter melon) is the source of this 2779-nucleotide messenger RNA. The record is from RefSeq and is a predicted model, not a curated record. NCBI's taxonomy places the organism in Eukaryota, Viridiplantae, Streptophyta, Magnoliopsida, Cucurbitales, Cucurbitaceae.